Messenger RNA from Aspergillus oryzae RIB40, 1194 nucleotides. RefSeq lists its product as uncharacterized. Bases 1 to 1194 code for a protein of 397 amino acids. NCBI's taxonomy places the organism in Eukaryota, Fungi, Ascomycota, Eurotiomycetes, Eurotiales, Aspergillaceae. The transcript has a single exon. The record is from RefSeq and is a predicted model, not a curated record.
AUGAUGCGGUUUCUUCCCGUCAACUUGACGACAAUUCUCGUGGAGCUCCCAGGUCUCGAGGAGACUCUGGCGCUUCUUACCUCACUUCAAUCUGAGCCAGUGGUUGGCAUAAAAGAGAUGAUUCCAGCUGCCCGCACUCUGCUCGUUCACUUCGAUCCGGAAAGCAUAAGCGCAGAAGCCUUGGCAACUGAAGUUAGCAAACGAGACCUUUCAACCAUCAACCCCCGAUCGGACCGCCAAAUAGAAAUCCCUGUCCGCUAUGACGGCGUGGAUCUUGGGAACAUUGCAAAGCUGACAGGAUUCGACGUGAAGGAGGUUAUUCGUCGCCAUAAGGAGAGCCAGUUCACUGUGGCAUUCUGCGGUUUUGCACCGGGCUUCAGCUACCUGAAUGGCGGCGAUCCUGCGCUGUACGUGCCGCGGCACCAAACACCACGGACCCGCAUCCCAGCUGGCUCGGUAGCUUUGGCGGGGCCCUUUAGCGGCAUUCAUCCACAGAGCAGUCCAGGAGGGUGGCAGCUCAUUGGUACGACAUCGGUCAAAAUGUGGGACACAAAUCGGAGCCCAAGCGCGCUUCUUCAACCGGGUGAUCGGGUCAAAUUUGUUGAGGUGGAUGAUGUUCAGACAUUUGGAGCUGAUGCCACUCCUUCAACUGAAGGUGAUAAUACUCCUGCUUCUGGUUCAACUGAUAGAGAAGAAGAGAAGCCUGCUCUGAGAGAGACGAUCGGCACCACCAGUCCACAUUUCAAAGUCUUGACGGCGCCAAUACCGGCUCUUUUCCAAGAUCUCGGUCGUCCCGGUCAAGCGAAUAAAGGUGUUUCCGCCUCCGGUGUGUUAGAUCGAUCGGCAUUUCGGGCUGCGAACCGUAUAGUGGGAAUCCCAGCUGGCACUGGAUGCCUUGAACUUACGUUAGGUGGCUUUUCGUUUGAAAGCACCAGUCAGGCGGUGAUCGCCUGCACGGGGGCACCUUGUCCCAUUACGGUUGAGGAUGCGAAAGGCCACAACACAGAGAUAACACAAACUCAUCGACCAAUUGCGCUGGAACCGGGGGAUGUCGUGACCUUCGGACAACCACGCACGGGUAUGCGAACUUGGCAGUCCGAGGUGGCUUUGAGAUCGACCCGAUCUUGGGCAGCGUCAGUACCGACACAUUGGCUGCCGUGGGGCCCAGUGCUGUCACCGCUGGGUCUGCCCUGA